GACGACGACGACGGCGGUGGGGGUAUACCGUGACGGCUGCAUCAAGCGCGUACCACGAGUUUUCGGACGGCAGCGUCGCGAGACGGUCUCUCUGCCCGCGGCUCUGUUUCUUUCUGCUAGAGAGUUUUCUUUGUCGUCGCAUUUUUCCGUCGGCUCUUCACUCCUCGCGACCGAGCGGGAUCGCGCGCGCGCGCGCGCGCUCUUGCUGACGCUCCGAGACGCGAAUUUUCACGCCUGUGCACGUUAUCGCGAGUGACUCGACGCAUGUUUUGCCUCUUCUACGUGCGCCCCAAGAUACUGUGACAGAGUGCGAGACCUCUUCGACACCCUCAUGGUCAGCGAUCACCGCGGACACCUGUAAGAAUUAAAGUCGGAUGGCUGUUCGCACGAGGCUCGUGCGCAGGAGCGCGGUGAAGCACGGCAAACGCAACAGCGAUGACGCUACCAGUUUCCAGCUAUGAGGAACUUCUCGUCCAAGUGCGCGAGCUCACUCACGAGACGAUCCUCCUGCAGCGCCAAUUGUCCUCCGACCUCUUCGACAACACUGAUCCACCGGACGUGAAUCACAAUUUCUCCUUCGCACGAAAGAACUAUGAGAAAGAAAAGUUCCUGACGGAUAACGUGGUACGGCAGUAUGACAAGACGCGGGAAUACGAGACAGGACAAAGUCCUCUUGCCGAAUGCAACGAUUUGAGAUUCCGGCCGAGAUACUGUCACGAUUCGGAAUCGUCCGAGAGCGCACGAUCGGGCGAGCUGACCAGUCGACUUUUAGCCUGGCGAAGUCGCGACCGCUACCCGAUAAUAUUUCAGGAGAACGCGGAAGCCUGCCGGGACAGAUCGCGCGCGACGGAGAGCCGCGUGCCGCGCGGCUCGGCGGCGAGCGUCGGGGUGGAAGGCGUCGCCGCCGCCGCCGCCGUCACCACCGCCACCACCACCACCACUAGCACCGCCACCACCACCAUCGCGUGGGGCGGCCAGAGACGAAAGGGUACCUCGUCGCCGCCGCCCCUGAGCAGCGUCGCGGCAUCGCGCAGGCUGGAGUCGGCCGCUGACGCUGCAGCGUCGUUCAACCCUGUCACCGUCGUCGCCACGCAAAGAUGCGUCGCUGCGAAGGGCACCGUCGUCGAUGCCGCCGCCGCCGCCACCACCACCACCACCACUACUACCGCACCGAGACCGCCGCGGAUUUAUCCGGCUUCCGUCGUCGCGCCUGAGAUCAACAAGGAGGAUGCCAUGGAGCCGGAGGCGAAGGAGGAGGACGAGCGACGCUCGUCGACGCCGAGUCCCGAGUUCUACGUGAGGAGGAGUAAGCGUUACAACGAGGAUGGCAGCAGCGAGGAGGAGAUUAAGCAGGACACCUCGCUGCCUAGCAGCCACAGGCUACCGUCUUCGUAUCGCGGUACGUGGCCCAUCAGAAGAGACGUAUGGGCUAAUCAGCAGAUUGGUUUUCCAGCCCAGCAGAGCACAUCACUCGCUGCACACAAUGACGUGGCGAGCGUAAUGAGCUUCUCGUCCAAUUCCGCCGGUCUCGAUUGCAACUCUGCCGAGUCGCAAGGUCACCGACGACUGGGCGCCAAGGUGGACGUGGUGUACAAUCUGUUGGGCAUGUUGGAGAAGAACGGCCGAGAAGACAUGAGCACCACUCUGCUCUCCAUGAGCACCUCCGUAGACAGCUGCCUGGUGAUGAGGCAGUCCGGAUGCCUGCCGCUGCUGGUGCAGCUGAUCCACGCACCUGGACAAGAUCCCGACACCCGCGACAGGGCUAUGCAGGCGCUGCACAACGUGGUGCACGCCAAGAGCGACGAGAGAGCCAGUCGCCGAGAGGCGCGGGUGCUCCGUUUCCUGGAGCAGCUGCGAGACUAUUGUCAGACGCUGAGGAUAUCCCUGGAGAGAGGUCAGUCUACGGACGACCUCGAGAGACACCCUGCGGCGACGAUAGCCGCUCUCAUGAAGCUUUCCUUCGACGAGGCGCAUCGUCACGCCAUGUGCCAACUGGGUGGCCUCCACGCGGUCGCCGAACUCAUCGAAAUGGAUCACCUGGCGCACGGUAGCGAAUGCGACGAUCAGAACUGCAUUACGUUAAGGCGGUACGCGGGAAUGGCGUUGACCAAUCUGACUUUCGGCGACGGCAACAACAAGGCCCUGCUCUGCUCCUUCAAGGAAUUCAUGAAGGCCCUGGUGUCGCAGCUGAGGAGUCCCAGCGACGACCUCAGACAGGUGACGGCGAGCGUUUUGCGGAACCUGUCCUGGCGCGCCGACAGCAGCAGCAAGCAGACCCUGAGAGAGGUUGGGGCGGUUACGGGUCUGAUGAGAGCCGCUAUGGAAGGUCGCAAGGAGUCCACCCUCAAGUCGAUACUGUCCGCUCUGUGGAAUCUGUCGGCGCACUGUAGCACGAACAAGGUGGACAUUUGUGCCGUGGACGGCGCGCUGGCCUUCCUCGUUGACAUGCUGAGCUACAAAGCGCCGUCCAAGACGUUGGCGAUAGUCGAGAACGCUGGCGGUAUAUUGAGAAAUGUGUCGAGUCACGUGGCGGUACGAGAGGACUACAGAACGAUCGUGAGGGAGAGAGGCUGUCUGCAGGUUCUCCUGCAGCAGCUCAGAUCACCCAGCCUGACGGUGGUCAGCAACGCCUGCGGGGCACUUUGGAAUUUAUCAGCGAGAUGUCCGCAGGACCAGCGCCUUCUCUGGGACUUGGGUGCUGUGCCAAUGUUGCGCAGUCUCGUCCACUCGAAGCACAAAAUGAUCUCCAUGGGCUCGAGCGCGGCUUUGAAGAAUUUGCUGAGCGCUAGACCGGGCUGCAACAAUCUCGUCCACUUGGACUCCACCGCUCGCGGACUCGGACUGUCGACUCUACCGAGUCUGGUCGCUCGCAGGCAGAGAGCUCUGGAGCAAGAGAUCGACCAGAAUCUGGCCGAGACGUGCGACAACAUCGAGCCGAGCACGUCGCCGACCAACAAGCUGGACGACAAGUUCUCGUUCAAGCUCGAUCACAGCUUCCUCGGUAUCAACUCGGCACACGGUCUGCGCUCGUAUCAGCUGCACAAUCAACAACCCAGCACGUCGAGCGUCAGCAGCAGCGGUAGCAGGUGCAACGGAGUCGCCAGGAGCGAGAGCAGAGACUCUAUGCGCUCCGUUACCAGCACGCAUUCCGACACCAUGUUUGAAAGGGUGAACCGUCACGUGCUGAACGGCAUGUCGUCCACCGACCCGCAGAUCAAGCAGCAAUCUUCGUCGCUGCACUCCGCUGUCGGCUUCGACAGCAGCGCGUCCAGCGACGGUCACUCGAAAGCCACCGUCUCCGAGAGGAGAUACACGUUGCGUUACAAGAACGCUAUACCGGAGCGUCUCAGGCCGCCCGACGGUUUCGACAUGAACGAACUGAGAUGCGCCAACUCGACCAUAUCAUGGGCUACGGCGUCCAAUCAGGAGCCCUCUCAAAUCUCAUUGCACUCCUCCGUCGAGAACAACAUGUCGCCGAACGAUCGCAGCGCGUCGUCUUCGUCCAAAGCGGGCAGCCAGACCAGCGUCUCCGAGGAAGCCGAAGCGACCGUUUGCGCCAAGUCGGAUUAUCGACGAGCGAAAGCGGCCGCCGCCGCCGCCGCCGCCGCCGCCGCUGCCGCCGCCGACACCUCGAAACCGACCUCCUAUCUGCCUGAAGUUUCUUCCACGAGGGAGAAUGCGAGUUUUGGCAACGUGUACGGGGAGAAGGCCCUUCUACGCCAACACGACGCGCUAAAUAGCAUACAGAAGGCUAUUUCGCCCACGAUCAGUCACAGUCCGAACCACGCCGCCAACAGCUUAUUCGGCGAUUACGCCGAAACCGACCUGGAUCAGCCGACCGACUAUAGUUUGCGCUAUGGCGAGCAGACCAUAGACGACGAGAAGCAGCACUCGGGAUUCUUCUCGAGCAACGACCAAGGGCUUUUGCAUGAGGACACAGUCAGAACUUACUACACCGAAGGUACGCCGCGCGAGACAUCCUUGAACUCGUCGAGAGCCACUUCCGCGUCCGAUCUGCAGGAGGAUAGUCGUAUAAGGAACUCGGCGAAGAAGUUACCGGCGGAGCGAUACAACAAGACGAGGCAGGCGGCCGAGGACUCACACGGUGAAUGCCAAGCGUCGUCCUUGACGGACGUGCCGAAACUGAACGACUUUGUCGAGUCGGAGGCGAUUAAAUUAAAUUUACGAAGCGCGACGCAUCUCACCGAUGACGAAAGUGGGAACCAUUCGUUGCCGUAUCUUGAAGGAGGAGACUUGGACAAGCAGGCGGAGGACGCUCGAGAGGAUCGUUCAACCGUUCAGAACCAUUCGAGUGUAAGAACGACGCCGAUUUCGAUGGUAUUGGGAACCGCUGAAUACAACGACGACCACGACGGGGAAUCCAGUUCGAGAAUUAUUAAUCUCGACUCAAAAGCAGAAUUUGAGUCGCAAGCUGUGCUAGCGAGCAAGUGCAAAGUAACUGACUUGCCAUCGAACAAUGUCGAGUUCUCAUCCGGUGGCACCAGUUUAAAGACCUCCAACAAUGAUUCGGGAUAUCAAGUCAGUGACGGGGACGAGGAUGACGAGGAUUUACUUGCCGCUUGUAUUAAUAUCGGAAUGCAAAAUAAUAGGCUAUUUAACUUUUGUAGGCAUAGGCAUUCUUUCAUAGGAAAUAAUCUCGAGAAGAUACCUCGGUCAGAAAGUAACUUGACUCGAUAUCAAACUAGUCUUGCCUUGGAUCAAGUUGAAUAUAACGAAAUCACUGAAUCCGACGGCUCGUCGUUUAAUAUAAAACACACAAAGACACGUGGAGCAACCACCGCAGUUGAAAACUCAGAGCAGUGCAGAAAUAUCCCAGCUGAAAGGAUGAGGGAAGAAAAGCAGGACAACGAUGAGUCGAGACAAAGCGACAAUCGUUGCGGAAAGAACAUUCGAUUGCGAGGAACAGACACGAUAACAACAAAUGCGAAUAACGAAUACACGCGACACACUGAAGAAUCGACCACGGUGAAGGAUGACGAUAGACUCGGUAAUAAUAAUAUGUUAGACAGAGGAGCGCCUGUAUUACAGAGAUUCGAUGAGGUGUCCUUAGAUAAGAAUGAAGCAGCGUCUAAUAAACUGAUUCUCAACGACGGCGCGAGUCCGAAGGGAUCCGUUGCGCAAGCGGAUGAAGAAGCAACGGCCGACCAUCAGAUCGUAGACAAUCCGUCGAUGAAACAGUCAUUCGCGAGAGAUUCCGAAAGCAGCGAAUCAAUCGAUUCGGUCGAACAGUCCGAGCACGCCCUCCUGGAACUCUGUAUUCAGCCGGGCAUCAAGUCCGAAGGUAACAUCGCCAUCGACGAGAGAAACGUAGACUACACUGAGCGGCCGCUCGACUCGUACAGCAAACAAAUCGACUUUAUAAAGGGAAGCAACGUUGCUGAGGAAAUAUGCGAGACCGACGGCAACUUGAGUUGCAAGCAAGAAGCGGCGAGCUUCGAGAUUGUGAGGACCUCGGACAUUCUGCACCGCGACAGCGCGGAAAAGUACAUAAAGGAAGAGACGUACAGACGGCAAAGGGAUCCCGACGCGAUGAUCGCGUCGUUGGACCGACUGACAGCGACCCUGGUGCAACAGACCGAGGCGAUGCGCGAGCGAGACUCCAACACAACGAUGAAGCAGAGCCUGACUCAGAGCGACACGUGGAACGAAGAUUCGCCCAACGACGUCUCCUUCCCCAGCAUCAGCAUAAGCGCGCCGCUGGCCGCGUCGUUUAACAGCGACGCGCAAGAUCAUCAGCGCACCGGUACGUCGGAGAACAACACGCAGGUGGAGAACAGCGAGCAGACGAGCAUGACGGAGUCAAAGAUCAUACAACGCGAAGCCAUCAAGCUGGCGGAGGCGGUGGACGCCGAGGCGAACAACCUCCAGAACGACCUCGAGACGACGUCGAGUCUGACGUCGAUUGACCUCGAGGCGAUCAAACCCCCGUCUUCGAUGGGCAGCUUGUUGUCGUUGACCGCAAGUUACGCCGGCUCCGUUGACACCAGCGAGGUGUUUAUCGGGAAUCGAGAUCGAUGUUACUCCACGUCGCUACCUCCGGUAGCGCAGCUGAGAAAUUCUCCCCCCGUCUCUGCCGAUUCGCGGAAUGUGCGGAAGAAAUCCUUGCCCCUCGGCGUGGUGGCGAAGCGGGCGCUGGGUCAGGGCGCUCAGAGCCACACCACCAGCCUGGAGAACCUGCUGAACGAAUGCACCAGCACGCACUUGGAGAACGUGAAGCCGCCGUCCAUGAUGGACGAGUUGCCGGACGCGGGCGAUAUGGAGAACAGCAUGCUGAGCGUGGCGAGCAUCACGUCGGAGAUUGCGGAUUCGCGUGAACAGGAUUCGCACAGCUUGACCGGCAGCGACCCGGUGGUGUUCGAGAUGCUGAAGCCGGUGGCCAACGUGCUCUCCAUAACGUGCAUGCGUUACACCGGCGAGGGCAUGCAGAGCAGCGCGAGCAACAGCCUGAGCGAGUGCUUGGAGAACAUCAAUCCGCCGUCGCUGUUCAACGAGGUGAGCGAGAUGGACGAGUCGACGGUUGAAGCCACUACCGACACACUCUGCAGUGACACCCUGUGCAUCGACACGGAGCUGCAUACCGACGAGGUGGCCGUACACUCGAUCGUGGCGGAGGUGAUCGACGAGGCGGAGAACGACACCGACGAGGAGGCCACGCCGAUCUCGUCCGAGUGCGUCAGCAGCUCGGCCGAGUCGACGCCGAAGAAGAGGCUGUACAAAAGCCACCUGACGCCGAAGCAGAAGCGCAAUCUGACGAAGGAGAGAUACCGGACGUACACCAUCGCCGCGGAGAUUGUGAAGAAGGAGGAGGAACGCCGUAAACAAGAGGCCACUGGCGAAGGCCACAACAAGGUUCCGCGCGGCAAGUGCUCUCCCUUCUCAAAGCUGACGCCCAAGCAACGUAGGCAGGAGGACCGAGCAAGAUUCCAGACGCAAGUGUUGGAGAAUCCUUUCCCGGAUCUGACCGCGGCAUUGAUCAAUAAGGAGGAAGCGCGGCGGCGGCGGCGGCGAGUUGCGUCUGACGAUCCCGUGGAGAAGCAGGAAGUCGUUUCCCCCACGAAAUCGUCGAUCCCUACACUCACAAAGCUGCCCGUGUGCAGAGCGUUGCGAAAGAAGCGCGGGGAUUCUCAGGAGAGCAAGGAGAGGUAUCGCACGAGAACGUUGAAUGAUUCGGAGGCCGUGUUCAAGGAGAUGGAAUCCUGCAAUCCCGCUUCGAACGCCAACGCGGCGGCGGCGGCGGACGAAGGACGAGCGAACGCACACGAGGAAAUUCAUACCAUGGUGCAGCAGAACACCCUGAACCUGAACGAGUCGGGCAAGGCCAAUAAAAACUCGGUCGCGGAAGAAAUCCUGCGUCGCGAGACCUGCAUCGCAUUGACGUCCAACGAAUCCGAGUCUGACCGGAACCUUAGGAUGCGCUUCGUGAACGGGCUGUCGAAGAAGCUGAUAGGCAGUCAACAGGCAGUCAACGAUGACGCGCAAACACCCACGACGAAACACAGCGACGACGAAGAGAUACAGUGCGAGAACAGUGCGGGCAACGUCGCGCGGGAGGACCUAGACUAUCCCGUCGAAUCGGCGGGCAGCAGCGACGAGGAGGGAUCCAACUGCGGCGACGAGGAACAACAGGAGCCAAGAGAGACAAAGAGGCCGCGGAUUAUUAAGCCGGGUAUGCCCGGUCGAGAUGCGAGCGCAGAUUCCAACGCGACCGACAAGUCCGAGCCAGGAAGCCCGAAGGCCAUUCGAGGACGAAGAAAGGCACUCUAUUCGAACCCGAUCACGCGAAAGCCAACUCCGCAAUCGUCGCCGUUGAAGCAAGCGAAUCCAGUCAGCGGGAUACCUAUCGGCCGCAGCAACACCUCGCCCAUCGUCCGAGCUACCCGAGCCACCACCUUGAGACAAAGCAACAACAGCACGAGCGUUGCUACGAAAGACUCCACCAAGAUAAUCACGCCGUUCACGGAUGCAGAGAAGAGGACGCGAAACGCGGCAGCCAUGUCCAAAAGAGCAUCCGUGCCGCAGAAGGGAUCCUCGUUGACUUUCACCAAGUCCACCAAGCGCCACAGUACACCCCCGGCGUGCUCGUCGAACUUCCCAAACGAUGGUAAAUUGUCGGAGGCAAGCGUUGGAUCGCCGUUCAAGCCGUUGGAACGCCAGGGAACUUUCACGAAGGACGAGCCGGAGGUGGAGAACGCACCGACGGUGCACUCCGCGUCCGCCUCGCCGGUGAAAACGAAGAUUGCGAAACCGUUGAAAGGCGUUUCGGCCAAGGUGUGCUCGGCGGCGCCGGGGAAAUCCAAGAUUUCUGUGAAGGCGCAUCAGGCGUACCAGCCGAAAAUCACCAAGGCCAAUAGCGCGGAGAAAGUGCAGUCGCCGAAGGGAUUGCCGUUGUUGGUGGCGCCGAGGAAGGUGUCCAGCAGCGGCAAGACGACAAGCGCGCCGGCGAAAGCAGUCCUCAGCGGCAACGCGAACGCUGCACAGAAUGGCGAUAGCGGCAAGACCUUCCGCAAGGUGGGUCCUCUCGGUCCUCAACGGUCCAACAGCAACUCCAGUAUCAUCUCCAACGCGUCGGCAGCAGCGGGUGUCGGGCAGCAGAAUCGCGCGAAACUGGCGAAGGAAGCGACCAGCAAGAUCGCGGGCCUCUGGAAGAAGGUCGAGGAGAACAAGAACAAGCAGCGCUUCGAGAAGCCGGACACCAGGCAAUGGAUCAGACCGGCUAAUAGCGCGACCGAAGUGGACGCCGCGCCCGUCGCGUGCAGUCAACCGCAGGCGUUCCGAUUGUUCCGCAGCUCCACGUUUGAGGGUAUCUCGCAGGACGACAGCGGCGGCGAGAUGUCGCCCUACAAGCCCAAGUCUAAGCGGCCACCAGUGUUGUUGGGCUCCCAGACCGCCACCGGCGGUGGCGUCAAGUAUAGGAAUUCGUGCGAUUUGACCGGUAUGAACGCCAGCGAAGCGCCCUGCAAAAUCCCGGUCAAGUCGUCCGAGUCGUACAAGAGGGAUACCACCACGCAGCUCGGUGAUACUCUGGUGACCCUGAGGAAGCAGCAAAGCGCAGCGGACUUUGGAGCGGAAGCAACGGACCCGAGCAAGAGGAUAUCGAGGCUUGGUUCCUUCAUUCGCGUGGACCCGACGGCGGAGAACGGGAGCAACGGUGCGCGAGCAGCACCCGCAUCGGCGAUUGUGCCGCCCUUCAACUACAAUCCGAAGCCAGACAUUCCACCGCAGACACAGAUCAAAGCUAGGCCACCGGCGACGGACGAGGGUCAGGGCAAAUUUGAAGCGUCGGAUUGCCGGGCGGAGAUAGUUACCGGCUCCGCCAGGGUGACGACGGUAUAGAGGGAGAAAGACGAGUUUUUGACGAAAUAAGUUCCGUUAAUAUCGCCUCUUCUUCGUUCCCAGGCUAGUCAUUGUACAUUCGCUUGCUAUAUAUGUUCGCUCAUAGACCCAUUACACACGUACACACACACACACACACACACACACACACACACACACACACACACUUGACAUACAUUCGUCACAUGUGAUACGCAUUACAAGUAAGUAAUUUAAUCGUUUCUCUCUUCUGUCUCGUUGUACCGUACGCGUCGAAGCGCGUGCUUCGUUAUCUCGUCUCUCGACAUUUUAUUCGAAAUAUAAAGGAUAGUCACGCAUGGUAUACAUAUAAUAAUCCAUAAUAUCGUGUACGCAUCGCGACACGUCAACUUCUACCAACUCUUCGGUAGGAGAAGAGAAAACCGCGCGGUAUCAGCGAGUGUCUCAAGACCAUUCCUUGUCCAACUUGUCUGUUGUAUAUAUACAUGAGAUAUAGGGUAAUACCGAUACAACUGGAAACGGAGAAACAUAAGUCGAGAAUCCGUAAGUAGCGGCGUAGCGAUGGUUCUGAUCGGUUAUUUAUUCAAUUUUGUAUAUAUAAGAUAUCUCUCGAGGACACGUGAGUGAGAGGAAUGUAGAAAGUUUUAGUAGUACGUGUUUUAAAACCUCAUGUACGAUGUGUAAUACACACACACACACACAAAAACACACACACACACAUAUAUACCGCGCUGAUGAUAUUACAUCGCUGUACAUCUUCGUACGCGAAGGAAAGAAGGAAGAGAGAAGAUAUCGGGGAAAGGACGCGGCGAUCCUAUAUUUUGUUUCCAUCGUAUCGACCGAUUCGACCCUUUCUCCCCUCCCUCACCCUCCGAAAACACGGAUACAAAGUCCAAUUACUUUUCGAAGACUGAUAAGUAAGAUCUGAGAUGAAGAUUUGGACAAAGCUCGGGCAUCUUCUUCGACGUCGACCGUGAAAGUUAUAAUCGUAAACGAGGUAGUUUACCGUUUGUAUUCGACUGUGUGAGUGUAGAGCGGUCUAAGUAGUUCGCUAAAAUACGGCAUUACGAAAUAACGCGCGUGAUGAUAAAUUUUAUAAGCAUUACUUUAAGUUUCUCUAGUCUACAGACGACGUACCCUCUCCUUUUCGUCACACGCGCGCGCGUCGCAAAGAUUAAUUUCGCCCAGUGAGCGGUGUCCGUCAAGUCGGAUCUGUUGCUCCUUCGUAGUGUAGCUCCUUCGUUAACGUGUCGUCAAAGAGGUGUACAGAUCAAUGAGAUCGACUCCCAGAUCUUGAAAUCAAAAUGAUUCGCAUUCGCAUUUAUCUAAUAUCUUAUAUUUUAUUUUACUUUAUCCUUUUUCAGAAAGUUAAUAAGCGAGCAUGCAACCACGCGAACUUUCAUCUUACUAUUUUUCCUUUUCUUUUCUUUUUUUUUUUUUUCUUUCUCUUCAUCUCGUGUCUAUACUCUCCUUCUGUGGGAAUCGAGUCGGUUAUCGAGUUCUCUCACGGCAAGGAGAUCGUCUGGCACGGAGCAGAAUCUGUUGUAUUUAAUUUAGUUUGAAGGUUCCUCAGUAUAGAUAGUUUUACUUUACCCUGUUCCAGUUCGAGUUAAUUAGAUUUAACCCUGCCAACUUGGAACGUAAUCAGGGUAUCUUUGCACUGUUCCUCGAGAAACAGAAUUUGGUCUGUACACCACGACUAUUUUUGUAACCUUUUCUUUUCCCCUUUCGCUAUCUUUCGUUAUUUCUACCAUACUACCUUUAGGUUUUAAGAAUAACUUUCGUUUAGUUUUGCGCUUUAAAUUCACCAGGUAUCUCUUUAUAAAGAAUUCGUACGUUAUUAUAUUUACAGUGCAAUAAAAUUUAUAGCUGAGAGAA
Harpegnathos saltator (Jerdon's jumping ant) is the source of this 11211-nucleotide messenger RNA. RefSeq names its product microtubule-associated protein futsch. Bases 436 to 9354 code for a protein of 2972 amino acids. NCBI's taxonomy places the organism in Eukaryota, Metazoa, Arthropoda, Insecta, Hymenoptera, Formicidae. The record is from RefSeq and is a predicted model, not a curated record. Gene Ontology annotation, cellular component: catenin complex; cytoplasmic microtubule; beta-catenin destruction complex. Gene Ontology annotation, biological process: negative regulation of canonical Wnt signaling pathway; pattern specification process; negative regulation of microtubule depolymerization. The transcript is spliced from 12 exons. Gene Ontology annotation, molecular function: microtubule binding; beta-catenin binding.